AUGUUUGGACUCUACUUCGUCAUCUCCCCGCUGACCGUCCUUCACAGUCCUCUUGUCUCGUUGGAGUCGGCGGGUCGCUCUGGACGGUGCAAUCGCGGCCAGUUAUUCGUCAAGCUGCUGGGGUCAGUCCCCGUCUCGCUGUUCCUCAAUAUCGUUGCUUACCGCCGCCCAGAUCGCCUCCUUUCGCCCAAGACUGUUGUCUAUACCCAGUCUAUGGCUGGAAUUCGGCCAAGCGAUGCCUUAGCGAUAGUCGUCGAAGACAGGGCGCUUGGCUUCGCGAUUUACCUCGAGGAUGGCGCGCUAAACGAUCCAAUCGCGGCCUGUUAUUUGCAAGACUGCUGGGGUAAGUCCCAGCAUCGCUCACUGUCAAGGUCGUUGUUUACCACCACCGUUUCGUCCAGAACUGUUGUCCAUCUCCAGUUUGCAAAGUCUGUUGCUGGAAUUCGGCCCAGCGAUGCCUUUGCGACAGACCUCGAAGACCACGCGCUUGCUUUUGCGAUGGCGCGAUUGAGGCCGCGCUCGACAGCACAUUCGCUGCGGGCGAUUCGAAACACUGCUGGGAAGGCCUUGUUUCGCCCAAGACUGUCCUUGAUGCCCAGUUUGCGAAGGAUCCUCUUGAAGUCGAUAUUGUUGACCAAUUUUUGCAGGGUUUUCGCUGGGAAUCGGCCAGGCGAGCCGUCCGCGAUAGGCGUCGAGGACGGCGCGUUUGGGGCCGCGCUGAGCGGCGCAAUCGCGGCUGGAACAGAUAUCUGCCGGGACUUCGGCCAGGCAACGCGUUUUCGAUGGCGCUUCGAUGUGCCGGCUUGCCCAGUUGCCGCGGUGAGGCUUGCUGGCAAGACUGUGAGCGAACGACACUCGCCAGACGUAGGCCGCUUGGACAACGGAGUCAGCAAGCACACCACUUGUCAACGAGCUGUACCUUUCUCAUCCACCCUAUUUUCGCCUUCGCAGACUGACUCUCGUCCACACAUCGCCGCAGAAGUCCCGUUUACGAUUGUCGCCCAGGCUGGCCAUGCAUCGAUUUGGCGAGUUGCGAGAGCGGCACGGACGCUCGUGGCGCUUCUGCAUUUUGUUGUGUGGGUUAAAGAUGGCGUAGUCAGAGAUCCGGCCCGCAGUACUAUAAAUUUUGCGGUCGCGCUGCCGAGCGAGCACCAGUCCAGCCUGCCGGUAGACGCCGCGCUGGUCGGGGGUAGCAAGCGGGAGGAAGAAGAGAACGGGCGUGAUUGGUCAGCAACACGUGCCCGGGUGACGGACCCGGGACGCCGGCUGCGGUCCCACGCUGCCGCCACUGCUGGAGUCGUGCGGCGGUGUCUUCAAGUUUCGUUAAUAGGUGAAGUCGCUGUUGUCGUGCCUUCACCAUUGGGCAAAGUUCCUGUGCCCUACUCCGCUGGACAUGAUUGCCUUGACUGCGCUCUCUCGUCGGAGGGUCUUGAAGAACAACCUUCGUUUGGCGUUGCCAACGAGCCACCACCCCUUGCGCAGCACGUACCGUUCAUGCUGCCCCACCUCCUCACUGACCAUCGUCUCCAGUCAGAGUCGUCCCUCCCUCUUCAACUCGAGCAACUGGUCCUUGCCGUGGUGGUGAUGCAGAUGCAUAUGCUGUUGUUGCUUCAAGCUCGCUCGCUGACGAACUCAUUGCAGUUCUUGAUCGACGGCGCAAGUAUCGCAGGAGCCGGCGUCGAAGGCGCUACGGCACUCCAUUCGCGUGCUGAUCCUCGUUUACAGGCCUCGCGCGUGCCGACCCGUACUUCCGAGGGCGGCACAGACAUUGGAGCGCGGCGCUGCAUGUUGCGGGACGGGUUUGCCGAGUGCCAUGGUGAGCGAGCGGCCCCAGCUAGCCGGCAGCGGCAGCGCGGGCUGGUUGGCGGGAGGAUCGGGGAAAUGGAGGAAAGUGAGCGUGGUUGGUCAGCGACACGUGCCCGGGUGCCGGACCCGACUCGCCGGGCACGGUCCCACGCUGCCGCCUCCCUGCGUUUGCCUUCGUGCUCGACGCCCUGCAGCACGUCGAUAACGUCUCCCCUUGGAUCUGCUGCUGCUUACAUUUCCCAAAGUCGAUGUAGCAUUGCGCUCUCGAUUUCCCUCCAUCCCGCGAUUCACCCUCCGCGCCCGCCCGUCGUUGUGCAUCGCAAGAUGGGCUUGUCGCUGCUGGGAGAAAGAAGUCGUCCACUGCUAUAUCAAGUCUCGCGGCAGUGUCUUACCAAGAAUGUCAAUCGAAGCCCCAGAGACAGCCCGCACGAUGUCGCUGCGGCGCAUACCAGUACCCUUCAAAAUUCACAGCGUAUAAAGGCUUUCAUCCAUGAGCUUUCCUCCAAUCCAUCCCCGCCGCGAAUAGGCUACUACUACCGCCUCAGGAAGAAUGUUAGGGACCCAAAUCGACCGCACAUCUCUGACGCGGAGGUUGCGCGUGUCGCCGCCGACUUGAGGGGUCUUCACAAAGAGGAGGUCGACGCGCGUCUGAAGACCGCCAAGGCAGAGGUCUCUGCGCUGCCUGAUGUCAGCUCUUCGAUAACCGCCAGCCUAUAUAACGCUACGGGAAACACGAUAUACAUGAAAGAGAGCGUGUCUUAUUAUGGCAAAUUUGCGGAGGACCGUUUACCUGACAAGGUAAUCCACAACGGGUGCUGGACCGACUUUGUCCAUUAUGUCGAUGCAUACGUCUCCAUUGAAGGCUGUUCAGGCGCAAUCGUGUACCAACACGAAAUUGGGAAGGAGUUCUUCAUCGGGUGGAAGAAUCCAUCGUACGCCAUUUUCUAUGCGCAGGCAGACCAACCUCUCAUCGUAUUUAGCGACCACGUCUACCCAUCACAGGUUAUUGUCGAAGUUGGCGGCCCCGACCACUGGUGGAAGAUUGGCACCAAGGAGUACAUGCAAAACUUGCUCGACGAGGUCGACGAGGCGAGCAGCUACGGCUCGGAGAGUGAUGCGCUUUUCACGGUUCGUCAUGUUUUAUUCGUCUGGCGACAAAGCUGUCUCGAUUUUGACCGAAUGCGCUCGCAGGUCUCUGGUAUCACGAGCAAUGAGCGCCAUGCGUCGGUGUUUUAUGUGCUCUUGCCGACGUCCGACACGCUCAAGUUGACGGUGUAG
Messenger RNA from Mycena indigotica, 3084 nucleotides. RefSeq lists its product as uncharacterized. The transcript has 27 exons. NCBI's taxonomy places the organism in Eukaryota, Fungi, Basidiomycota, Agaricomycetes, Agaricales, Mycenaceae. The record is from RefSeq and is a predicted model, not a curated record. Bases 1 to 3084 code for a protein of 1027 amino acids.